AUGGAGGGACUGGAACUGAUCUCUGAUGAUGUUCUGCUAAAUGAAAUUCUCACCCUAUUUAGAGACAUCAGCGAAAUUUUGGUCCUAAGAUUGGUUUGCAAAUCGUGAUGUGAAAGAUUCACGCUAUUAUUGCCUGCAGUUGUAGAAAUCUCACUGAUUGAAAUUGAUAAAAUCAACAACUAUGAAAUUUUUACACAAUCUCACAAGGAAUUGGAGAAGUUCAGGAACAUGAAAAUACUUUUUGAUUUUAAAUUGAAAAAGCUUGAGAGAGCGCAGUUGUUUUUUCAUAUGGAUCAGAUAGAUUUCUGUUUAGGGCGAGCAAUGAUAGCAUUAUGUGAAGAAAAAGAGCAUGCAACUAAUAGAGAGGUAGAAGCAUUUUUGGGGAAUGGCUUACUCAUCUUUCUAUGAUUGAGCAAGCAUAUAGCAAAUUUAUUAUUUUAGAAAAAUAAUCUGACCCAAAAAUUAAUGUUUUAGUUUUCAGCCUCUCUUUAUAUUUUAAUUAAAAACUCUAUAAAUUUAAAACGCUUUAUUUUAGAAAAAUUUUAGUAAAUUAGUUAGUAGGAAGGGAAUUAGUGAAGAAAUUGCAAAGUGUAUCCCCUGAAAAACUAAGCAGCGAGAUCUAUGAUGUCGCAAAAAGUGAACUAAUACAAACUCUGCAAAUUUUAGGCCCAUUAGAUGAAACACAAAGAAAAAUAAUUGAAUGAAUCACUGGAACUUUGAAACUUUAUGAAAUUGCAAACCAACUAAGCCCUUAUUUUAAUGAUUUAUAUAAAAUGAUGCUGAGAUUAGAUUAUUUGCAGUCAAAAGUCAAUAGAAUUUCAAGGUUCUUCGGAUUCAAUGGAGUAUAA
Messenger RNA from Blepharisma stoltei, 848 nucleotides. Lineage: Eukaryota; Ciliophora; Heterotrichea; Heterotrichida; Blepharismidae. The record is from the annotation of a GenBank genome assembly.